This is a messenger RNA of Salmo salar (Atlantic salmon), 3758 nucleotides long. Lineage: Eukaryota; Metazoa; Chordata; Actinopteri; Salmoniformes; Salmonidae. The record is from RefSeq and is a predicted model, not a curated record.
CAGCAGUAACCCAAUCCCCUGGCUUCUCCUUAGUCUGACAACAGGACAGGGCUGCCUGCUCACACUCAGCAGCAUGAAGACCCUCCACCUCAGCACUUUUCUGUCUGCAUGUGUGUGUGUGAGUGUGUGCGCGUGCAUUUGGCCUUGUGUGUGACUCUCGGUGUGUGUGUGUACCUCUGUGUGUGUGUGUGUGUGUCCGUGCAAAAGACUGCAUUAUUGAGGAGAAGGGGAAGGAAGAAGUGAAACAGUGCUGGGACGGGACCGUGUGUGUGUGUGUGUAGAAGAGAUGGGAGAGAGGAGUACGGUGCAGCAGCACAAGCAGCCUCCCUAUGAUGGUGGGCUCUGCAACUACGCCCAGAAAAUCGGCUCCUGCUUCGGACUGGACGUGGCACAUUCUCAGGACGCACACAAUUCCAAUGAGAAGCCUCUGAUCCAGUGCUACAAGUGUGGGGAGCCAUGUAAGGGUGAAGUUCUGCGGGUGCAGUCCAAGCACUUCCACCUGAAGUGCUUCACCUGUAAAGUGUGUGGCUGUGACCUGGCUCAGGGAGGCUUCUUCAUGAAGAAUGGAGACUACCUGUGUACCCUGGACUACCAGCGAAUGCACGGGACGCGCUGCAAUGGCUGUGGGGACUUUGUGGAGGGAGAGGUGGUCACAGCUCUGGGCAAGACCUACCACCCUGCCUGCUUCGUCUGCACCAUCUGCAAACGACCGUUUCCUGCUGGGGAUAGGGUCACCUUCAAUGGCAAAGACUGUCUGUGUCAGUACUGUGUCCAGCCCACAUCCCCAGGACCCGGCAAGGACAUCAUCGAUUCCAACUGCUGUACGGGCUGUGGUAGAGACAUUAAGAAUGGUCAGGCUCUCUUAGCUCUGGAGAGACAGUGGCACCUGGGCUGCUUCAAGUGUAAGGCAUGUCAAAAAGUCCUCACUGGGGAGUACAUCAGCAAGGAUGGCACACCCUAUUGUGAGAAGGACUACCAGGUCCAUUUUGGGGUCCAGUGCGAAGCCUGCCAGCAGUUUAUCACAGGCAAAGUGCUGGAGGCAGGGGACAAACACUAUCACCCCAGCUGUGCACGAUGCAGCAGGUGCAACCAGAUGUUCACAGAAGGAGAAGAGAUGUACCUGCAAGGAUCAACAGUGUGGCACCCUGGCUGUAAGAACACAACCAGAACAGAGGAAAGACAUAGGGAACGGCCUUCGAGGUCGUCGUCCGAGAGUAUCUGUUCCAGACCUGGUUCAAGCAUACCUGGCUCACCGGGUCAUACCAUAUAUGCAAAAGUAGACAAUGAGAUCCUUGAUUACAGGGACCUAGCCGCCAUUCCCAAAGUCAAAGCAAUUUAUGACAUAGAGCACCCUGAUCUGAUUACCUAUGAGCCUUUGUACACCAUGUCCCUGGAUGAGAGGGAGGAGAGGAGGGAGAGUGUGGGAGAGCUCCAUACUGCGAGAAGGGAGCGUUCCCCCAUGCCAGACGACAAGUCCUCAAGAAACAUGUCACCUACACCAUCUGCUGAGGGCUGCUAUGACAUGAGGGAACGCAUCCUCCAGAGGUCCACCAGUCAGGGCUCUAUCGGAUCACACGUCUACAAUCGCAAUAGUUACACCCCGUUGUCACGCUCACCGCAGCACUUUCACAGACCAGAAACUCUGACAGGCAUGCAGAAGCUCUGCUCUGACCUGUGCAGUAACAGCCAUAGUGACUCCCGCCCCACCUCCCCUUUCAGACACCACUUCCUACCCCAUAGCCAAGGCACUGAUCCACCCAGCGGGCGGAGCUCCCCUAUACCCCAACGGCCAGAGAGCCGGCCGGUCACUCCGCCUCUCUCUCUGACCCCUAAACAUUUCCACCUCCCAGAUCAGGGGAUCAACAUUUACAGGAAACCACCCAUCUACAAACAGCACGAUUCACCCGCACCAAAAAGAAAGUCUGCUGAUGACAUCAUCAGAUCCGCUACGUUUCCUGCCGCCCAUGUCCCCCCUCCAGAUGACACAUCACCGACCGAAAACGACCACUGGCCCCCCUGCUCUCCCUCCCUGGCCCUGGCUGCCUUAGGUUCAGAAGGAGGAAGGAGACGGUCUAGGGAAGAGGAGGAAGAGGAGGCUAUGAAGAGAAAGCAGAUCCAGGAGGAGCAAAUCAACAAGAUCCAGUCUGGUUUGGGGAAGCUGAUAAUGAAAGAGGAGAAUGAGAAGGAGCAGAUCAGGGAAGGUCAUGCACGCAGCCAAUCAGCUCAGCGCUAUGAAUCUCAGCAGAACAACUAUGAUGGAGAUGAUUCCAAAACUUCCUCGCUGCCUGGUUAUGGACGGAAUGGAUUACACCGGCCUCAGUCCACAGAUUUCACUCAGUACAACAGCCAUGGGGACAUGUGUGGGGGAGGAAGAGAGUUUCAGCACAUAAGGGAUGGCUGUGCCGCAGUAACAAGAAUGGACAGGGGAGUAUCUAUGCCUAAUAUGUUGGAACCAAAAGUCGUACCAUAUGAAAUGCUCACGAUAACCAGUAGAGGGCGAGCUAAGCUGCCCAGGGAGGUGGACAGAACAAGACUGGAGCGCCACUUAGCCCCAGAAACGUUCUUUGACAUCUUUGGGAUGGAGAUCCAGGAAUUUGACAGGCUUCCACUGUGGAAACGCAACAACAUGAAAAAGAAGGCCAAGCUCUUCUAGCAGUCAGAGCAGCAUGCACUCAUCCCAUCCCAUAAGAUAGUAAUCUACUCUACCACUGUAACAUAGAUGUAGGAUUUGUUUUGAUUUCCCCCUUUCCCCCUUUUUUUUGACAUGUUCAAGGAAGCAAUGAAAUGGACUCUUUUUACUCUAUGCUUCCUCUACGGACUGAAUACAUAGUUAACGAACCGAUAGAUGCUACAAGGCAAUAGAAGAAACCCAUUUCUUAAGUGUUCAACAAUGAAAAAAAAUGAGAAAGAAUUAUAAAUUAGGUCAUGUUUUUUUUUUACUGCUGCGCUUGUUUUUUGUUUUGUUUUUCGCUUUGCUUUGAAUGGAGCUGCUUUUACUUUAUUUCCUUUUUCUUUAAUCUCAUGGCACCAACUGGAACAUGUUCUUCACAUGCAAAACUGGAAUGUCUGUCUGUCAGCUUCAUAAGUCAAUGGUCAGCUUGCCCUCAUUUUGGCUGAAACAUUUUAGACCAAUGUUGGCGUCAAAUCAAAUGGCUCACAGUCUUCAUCAUGGUAAAUAUUGGGUCUUGCCAUUUCUUUAUGGCUCUAGUACAUAAUAAGAGUCCAAAUCUUCAAACACUGCUCAUGCCAGCUUGCCUUAGCACCUAACCAUGUUACUCUCACUGGCAUCAGAGUCUGGAAAAGCCAUCAAUCAAAACAAUAUAAUGUGGUUUCCAUAUAGAUCCGGGUUAUGUUCAUUAGGGCAUGCAACAUUUUAAAAUGUUUUGUAAUGGAAAACAGAAAUGAGCGUGGACAAGUCCAAGUAGUCCCUCCCUAUUUCAGUCUGUUUUCUUCCAUUUGAUGCCUAAUAAAUAUGACCCAGGUAGCCUACCCAGGCAUAUUGACUCUUCAACAAAACAGUUUAUCCUAUCAGGCUCCCAUGAAAAUUACCUAAUUUAGUUUUCCGUUGGUUAAAUUGGAGAAGCAAUUCCUAUUUUACUCACAAAUAUUCAACAAACACCACCCCAAAAAAUACAACAUUAAAUGUACAAAAAAUAACAACUGUAUUUAAAAUGACUGUUUUAUAAAUGAAACCCACACUGCCAUUUGUUGUAUUGAAAUAUAAGCAAAAAUAAAGCUUUAAAUCCCUGUGUAUGAUA